Molecule: messenger RNA, 2087 nt
Organism: Dama dama (fallow deer)
Lineage: Eukaryota; Metazoa; Chordata; Mammalia; Artiodactyla; Cervidae
Gene: B3GALT1
Product: beta-1,3-galactosyltransferase 1
Exons: 4
Coding region: 436-1416 (326 amino acids)
Cellular component (GO): membrane
Molecular function (GO): N-acetyl-beta-D-glucosaminide beta-(1,3)-galactosyltransferase activity
Source: RefSeq, a predicted model, not a curated record
GCGAGUGCAAAAGUUUCCAUUAUAAGAUCCUGUUGUGGUUUCUAUUGCAAAUGAGUUUCUUUGAGCCAUGAAGAUUGCAUGGUUGAAGGUGACUUCAGUUUGCUAAGCAGCAGCUUCUCCUGGCAUGAGCCACUGCAGAUCUCCUCAUCAGACGGGCUGAGACCAUGCUCUGUGCCCUGUAUCUGGAGUAAGGAGAACACAGCAAGAGUUAAGAGGAAGAUUGAUGAGGCAUGGACCCUUGCUUCAGGUUUGGAGGAAAGUAGACUGAAUACAGAGAUGCCAGACAGCCACGGAGACCCAUGGACAGUCCUGCACUCACGCUGAUCUGUCAAACUUUAAAAUUUCCUAGUAAUAUGCAACCUUUGCCAAACGAAAAGAAACUAAUGCCAAGAAGGCAUACUCUUCAAUAUUGGGAAUAGACGUGCUCUCGAGACAAUGGCUUCGAAGGUCUCCUGUUUAUACGUCUUGACCGUGGUGUGCUGGGCCAGCGCUCUCUGGUACUUGAGUGUAACUCGUCCAACUUCCUCCUACACUGGCUCCAAGCCAUUCAGUCAUCUGACAGUUGCAAGGAAAAACUUCACCUUUGGCAACAUUAGAACUCGACCUAUAAACCCCCAUUCUUUUGAAUUUCUGAUAAAUGAGCCCAACAAAUGUGAGAAAAACAUUCCUUUCCUCGUCAUCCUCAUCAGCACCACCCAUAAAGAGUUCGAUGCCCGCCAGGCGAUCCGAGAGACCUGGGGGGACGAGAACAACUUCAAAGGGAUCAAGAUAGCCACCCUGUUCCUCCUGGGCAAGAACGCCGAUCCUGUUCUCAACCAGAUGGUGGAGCAAGAGAGCCAGAUCUUUCACGACAUCAUCGUGGAGGACUUCAUUGAUUCCUACCAUAACCUUACCCUCAAAACCUUGAUGGGGAUGAGAUGGGUGGCCACUUUUUGUUCGAAAGCCAAGUAUGUCAUGAAAACAGACAGUGACAUUUUUGUCAACAUGGACAACCUUAUUUACAAACUAUUAAAACCCUCCACCAAGCCACGAAGAAGGUAUUUUACUGGCUAUGUCAUCAAUGGAGGGCCCAUCCGAGAUGUCCGCAGUAAGUGGUAUAUGCCCAGGGAUUUGUACCCUGACAGCAACUACCCGCCCUUCUGCUCGGGGACCGGCUAUAUCUUUUCAGCUGAUGUGGCUGAGCUCAUUUACAAGACCUCACUCCACACCAGGCUGCUUCACCUGGAGGAUGUGUAUGUGGGACUGUGUCUUCGAAAGCUGGGCAUCCAUCCUUUCCAGAACAGUGGCUUCAAUCACUGGAAAAUGGCCUACAGUUUGUGUAGGUACCGCCGAGUGAUCACCGUGCAUCAGAUCUCUCCAGAGGAAAUGCACAGAAUCUGGAAUGACAUGUCAAGCAAGAAACAUCUCAGAUGUUAGGAUUUUUACCAGUGUAAAUAUGUGUUUCUUUUCUUUUUUAAGAGAUGAGGCUUAGGGUGUAGGUAUUUUACAGGUGUCACCAAGGGAAACGAACUGGUGUAGGGGUUUUAUAAAAAGUAUUUUUCUUCCCAAUCCUAGUUCCUUUUUUGAAUCGCCAGUUUCCACAUGUUAAGCUCUGCUCAUAGAAAUAAUACAUGGGUUUACAAGGCCAGAUUUCAUUCUCAGGUCUUAAGGUACUGCAUUUAUCUCAAAAAGCAACUUCCUAACAAAGGCUAGGAUUUACAUACCGUGCAUCUGAGAUUAAAAAAAAAAUCUGGUUCUGGGAAACUGGAACUCAUGGUAAUGUCUUCAUAUUCUCUCUGCAAAAGUAAAUAGGUAAAUAACACUUUAUCAAAAACAGUGCAGUCAGGGAGACACACUGGAUGUGAUGAUUCAUACUGCGUGUGAUGUUACAUUGAAUUUUUACAUAUAUUGCCAUGGAAUGUGUACAGUAUUUCCAGUUCCACCAAGAAAUGAACUUAGUACUGGUAGGGAGGCUGCAGUUAAGUAAAUGGAAAUUUAUACUUGAGAAUCAACUAUUCUCUCUGUUUGGAAGACAACUCUUCUUGCUCAUCCAAGGAUUAAACCUGGUCAGCAGGUGGAAUGUAUAUAAAAUGCUACUUAAAAAAUAA